Phacochoerus africanus (Common warthog) is the source of this 1199-nucleotide messenger RNA. It is a transcript of the gene PDCD2L, whose product is annotated as programmed cell death 2 like. Bases 51 to 1151 code for a protein of 366 amino acids. The record is from RefSeq and is a predicted model, not a curated record. Lineage: Eukaryota; Metazoa; Chordata; Mammalia; Artiodactyla; Suidae. Gene Ontology annotation, cellular component: cytoplasm. The transcript has 7 exons.
GCACCGUCUCGGCCGCCGUAGUUCGCCUCUGCAUCUGAGCGCCGCCCGUCAUGGCGGCCUGUCGGAAACCGGUUCUUCUGGGCCUUCGAGAUGCUGCUGUGCAGGGCCACCCGACGGGGCCGGGGGCCUGGACUGCAAGCAAGCUAGGUGGCGUUCCGGACUCCCUGCCGGCCGUGGCAGCGCCGAGGCCAGUGUGUGAAGUGUGCGGGCAGCCGCUUGCCCUGGUCGUGCAGGUGUACUGCCCGCUGGAAAGCUCCCCGUUUCAUCGGCUCCUGCACGUGUUCGCUUGCUCCCGCCCUGAGUGCCGUAGAGGCGGGGCGCGCAGUUGGAAGGUGUUCCGCUCCCAGUGCCUGCAGAAGCGAGAGGAAGAGCCACAGGACAUUCAGAAACAGGAAAACGGCCUCACAGCCGAGGAUUGGUGUGAAGGUGCAGAUGACUGGGGAAGUGACGGUGAGGGGGCGCCUUCGCCACAGCUUACCUGGGGUUUUGGAAGUGAUUCCAACAUUGCCAGAGACAAAGACUGGACCGCCCAGCUCCAAGACCUCUGCCUGCAGGACUCUGUCCCGGGUGCUGUGCCUCCUGCGCCUUCGGGGGAAGGGCUGGCCUUGCCUCCUGUGGUGCCGCAGUUCCUGCCCUACUACAUCUGUGUUGUAGAUGAGGACGAUUACAGGGACGUUGUCAGUCUAGAUCAUGCUCAGAGCCUUCUGAGGGAGUAUCAGCAGAGAGAAGGCGUGGAUGUGCAACAGUUGCUUUCCCAGAGUCUUUCUAGUGAUAGUGAUGAGAAAUAUGAGAAGACUGUAAUUAAAAGUGGAGAUAAGAUGUUUUACAAAUUCAUGAAGAGAAUUGCUGCUUGUCAGGAGCAGAUUUUGAGGUAUUCCUGGAGUGGAGAACCACUUUUUUUGACUUGUCCUACAUCAGAAGUCACUGAGAUCCCAGCCUGUAGCCACUGUGGUGUUCGAAGGAUAUUUGAGUUUCAGCUUAUGCCAGCGCUGGUCAGCAUGCUCAGAAGUGCUAAUUUAGGUCUUUCUGUGGAAUUUGGAACCAUUCUAAUUUACACAUGUGAGAAGAGUUGCUGGCCUCAAAACCAUCAGACUCCCAUGGAAGAAUUUUGUAUUAUACAAGAAGACCCAGAUGAGUUAUUAUUUAAGUAGUGCAUUUUCUUUUAUUUAUAUAAAUUAAAACAAAUUUUAAUGUUCAAA